AUGUUCAAAGAACAAUUCCUCAUCCAUCCCGCCUAUCGCAACCUCAACCAUGGUUCCUUUGGGACGUAUCCCCGCGCCAUCCAAACCGUCCAUCGUCAACUUCAAGACGAAGCUGAAGCGCGUCCCGACCUGUUUAUUCGUCGCACGCACCCUCAACGUCUCGAUGAAGCCCGUCAAGCCGUGGCAUCUUUGUUGAACGCCCCCGUGGGCGAAUGCGUCUUCGUCAAGAACGCCACCACGGGCAUCAACACCGUCCUGCACAAUCUUGACUUCCACCCCGGCGACGUAGUCAUCUACUUCAACACCGUCUACGGUGCCGUCGAGAAAUCGCUCGUCGCGCAAUUCGAGAAAUCCCCUCUCCAGGGCCACAAAAUCACCUACGAAUUCCCCAUCACUCCAGAUGAACUCCUGCAUCGAUUCCACUCCGCCGUGCACGACCUCCGCAAACAGAACCUCAACCCCCGUCUUGCCGUGUUCGACACCAUCGUGAGUAACCCUGGUUUCCGAUUCCCGUUCGAACGCCUCAUCGUUGCCUGUCGCGACCUCCACGUCCUCAGUCUCGUCGACGGCGCCCACGGCAUUGGCCAUAUCCAACUCGAUCUGACAACUCUAAACCCGGAUUUCUUCACCUCCAACUGUCAUAAAUGGCUCUUUACCCCGCGCAGCUGUGCGGUUCUCUACGUGCCCGUAAGACAUCAGCAUCUUAUACGCACGACGGUGCCCACUUCGUGGGGGUUUAUCCCCCUUCCAGAUUCGCCGGCUACCGCAUCUUCGACGAUCAUGCGGGAGAAUGAGAAGAAUCCGAAGAAAUCGGCGUUUGAAUCGUUGUUUGAAUUCGUCGCGACGGCGGAUGAUACACCCUAUUUGUGUGUUCCCGCGGCGUUGCAGUUCCGUCGUGACGUCUGCGGUGGCGAGGAGAGGAUCUAUGAAUAUAUCGAGACGUUGGCGAAUGAGGGCGCGGAUAUUGUUGCGAGUGUUCUAGGGACCGAGGUUCUCCAGGAACCUGGGUUGAAGGCCGGGCAGAGAAGUGAGUUUCGGCGUUGUGGGAUGGGGAAUGUUCGGUUGCCUGUGCGGGUGGUCGAUCCUGAGGAUAGCGACGGGAAGCAAGCUGAGGGUCAAGUUAUUUUGUCGUCUCAAGUGCUGGCUAUUCAGCAUUGGUUUGAGGAUCAGUUGCUCUAUCGAUAUCAGACCUUUGUGCCUGUGUUCGUCCAUGGUGGUUGGCUCUGGGUAAGGCUGUGUGCACAAAUUUAUCUGGAUCGCAGCGAUUUCGAAUGGGUGGCGUGUGUUUUGAAGGAUUUGUGUAAGAGGAUGUCGUCGGGUCCUCUAUCUUCUCUGUAG
Aspergillus tanneri is the source of this 1338-nucleotide messenger RNA. RefSeq names its product putative aminotransferase family protein (LolT). The record is from RefSeq and is a predicted model, not a curated record. Bases 1 to 1338 code for a protein of 445 amino acids. NCBI's taxonomy places the organism in Eukaryota, Fungi, Ascomycota, Eurotiomycetes, Eurotiales, Aspergillaceae. The transcript is spliced from 2 exons.